Molecule: messenger RNA, 886 nt
Organism: Papilio polytes (common Mormon)
Lineage: Eukaryota; Metazoa; Arthropoda; Insecta; Lepidoptera; Papilionidae
Product: putative nuclease HARBI1
Exons: 2
Coding region: 173-886 (237 amino acids)
Source: RefSeq, a predicted model, not a curated record
AAUAUAUCAAAAUAGUUAACUAUCUAACAUUAGUAUGAUGAUAAAAGGAAAAUAGAUAGCGAUUGUAAAUGAAAAAAAAACAUGCAUACAUCAAUCUCUUCCAGGAAACUUUUCUUACUUGUGUAUUAUUCUUAACAGGAACAAAGCUAUAACACCAGAACAGCAAGUACUGAUGACUCUCGAGUACUAUGCAUGUGGAUCUUUCCAACGUUGUAUUGGUGCAGCGUCACCAGGUGUGCAUAAAUCCAGUGUGUGUCGAUCAAUACAUCGUGUAAGCAGAGCAAUUGCUGGACUUCGUUCGGAGUGGAUAUCUACGCCUCAAAAUAGGCAAGCUAUGGAAUAUGAGGCCAGAAAAUUUUAUGAAAUCUGUGCGUUUCCGAAAACAAUAGGUGCUAUUGAUUGUACCCAUAUAGCAAUAGAAUCUCCAGGUGGAAAUGAUGCUGAAGUCUACAGAAAUAGAAAACAGUUUUUUCCCUUAAUUUCUGAUGAUGAUUUCUGGUUGCUGGGCGACGAAGGCUAUGGUGUAAAACCAUAUCUUCUCACAUCUUUACGCAAUCCUACCACCGAGGCUGAACGCCUUUACAACGAAAGUCAUAUUCGUACGCGAAAUAUUAUUGAACUUUCUUUUGGCUGUUGGAAAAAAUGGUUCCCUUCUUUAUCUUGGGAACUCAGGACUAACCCAGUAAAAGCUCAAGCAAUCAUUGUUGCAAUGGCUGUGCUACAUAACAUCUGCAGAAAAGUCAGUGGCCCUAUGCCAUUUUCACAGCAUGAAGAAGAGGCUGUCACAGAUGAAGACGAAAUAUAUAGUCCAUCAGCCUCGGGUAAUGAUGAAUGUAACAGAAAUAAAUUAAAUAAUAACUAUUUUCGUAGACUAGUUCAGACAUAA